UUUAUUGGUAAACAAACAGGUUUCAUAAAAUAAUUCAAUCUGGAUUCUUUUCGGAAUGAAUCGACCAGGCGUUUUUAUAUUGUUCACGUUGAUCGCGUUGGCAACUACCCCGGUCCGCAGUCAUUUACGUUAUGAUACUCCAGUUAACGUUGUUGGAGCUCUGAAAGAUCGUCUAGAAUGGGGGCAACAGCACUCUUAUGCCUUGGAAGAAUUUUCAAAAUUUAAGAUGAAUUUUAUGGGGAAGAAACACCUUGCAUCUUUGUUGGGAGACAAAGAAAAUACAACUAUAUGCGCCGAAGAUUUAUUGCAAUUAAUUGGGGAUACAAUUCACUUAAAGGGAUAUGCUUUCAAAAUGUUGGAUUCAUGGGGAAAGUUAGACAGCGGGAUUGCGACUGGUAAUUUAAUGUGGCUUGGAAGAUAUUAUGAAUGUUUGGCACAAUCCACAGAUAAAUUCAAUGGAAAAUACUGUGGGAUGACUGUCGGUAAAGCAGAUUCUGCAUCUUUUGGAAUGGGAUCAAGAACAUCGCUUCUAUUUGGAACAUGCCUCCCUGAUAGUUGUUCUACAAAAGAUUUUAACGAUCUUUUUGCACCGUUGGGGAAAGUAAUCAAGCAACCAGUCAGUGCCUAUUGUCCAGUACAGCGGACAAAAUACAAAGCUACAGACAUUAUAGCAAUAUUUAUCAGUUGUUUCCUUGGAUCACUGGUCAUUUUAGCCUCAAUAUAUGACUUUUAUUUAACUGUGAGACCAGUUCAAGGAUAUGAUCAAUUGCUGUUCGACAACCAAGAAGUACAUGAGAUCGAAAAUAGCAAUCCAUCGGUGCUAAAGCAACUCAUCUUGUCAUUUUCAAUUAUCAAAAAUACCAAGGCGUUGCUCGAUACAAGUCAAAAAGAUGGAAAUAUUAAUGUUCUACAUGGAAUAAGAUUCUUGAGUAUGACGUGGGUUAUACUCGGGCACACAUUUCUCUUUAGUCCAUCUUAUAUUGACAAUCCAGUGGAUUACGCUCAAUACUACAUCACGAAAGGCAGUUUUCAAGCGGUUGGAAAUGCUUUCUUUUCUGUUGAUUCCUUCUUCUUCCUCAGUGGAUUACUCGCAACGUAUCUCGGAAUGAGGGAAAUGCGGAAACGGAAUGGUCGACUCAGUGUCUUAUUACCAUAUUUAUAUAGAUAUUUAAGAUUGACUCCAGCUUAUGGCUUUUGUAUACUCAUUACUACAAGCUUGUAUUCAAAGAUGGGACAGGGACCGCUGUGGCCAAUUGUUACUGAAAGUUUUCGGAAGCCAUGCGAAAAUCAUUGGUGGACAAAUUUCUUAUAUAUCAACAACAUGUACCCAAUCAAUAUGGGUGAUUCGUGUUUCGGCUGGGGAUGGUACUUGGCAAAUGACACUCAAUUCUUCUUAUUAUCACCAUUCAUACUCUGGAUCUUGUUCAAGUCUCCAAUUAUUGGGAUGAGUAUACUUGGACUUGGUACCGUUGCAAGUAUGUCAAUCACUGGUGGAAUAUCCAGUCAUUAUGAACUACAACCUCAAUCUCUCGGUGUGGCAGUUUUAUGCCAUUCGAUUUUUUCUACAACAAAUCCAAAUAACUCGAGUUUACCGAUGUUUUCUGCGCACAAUUCAUAUAACGAUGAGAUUACAACUGCCGCUCCCACUGGGCCACCAGUUCCUAGUAAAGCUGAUAUGUUUUGGUCAGACAUUUACGAAAAACCGUGGUGCAGAAUCGGAGUCUACUUCAUUGGAAUGGUAACCGGAUAUAUCCUGUACACCAAAAAGUUGAAAAUUCACAUGAAUAAGAUAUUCGUUCUUGUGAUGUGGAUGGCGAUAACGGCUAUCGCAUUAGCAGAUGUCUAUGGACAAACUGGAAAUGUGAUUGAAGGCCGAUUAAUGCCAGUAGGUGUCGCUGCAUUUUACAACGCAAUAUCAAGACCUCUAUGGGGAUUGUGCCUUGCUUGGCUAGUCAUUGCUUGCUCAAGUGGAUACGGGGGUCCUAUCAACAGUUUUCUGAGCUGGAAAUUAUUCAUUCCACUGAGUCGUCUUACAUACUGUGCCUAUCUUGUUCAUCCACUAGUUAUUGAAUGGUUGUAUGGAACAGUGGAAGUGACGUGGCAUUUUAGCAUUCCAGAUACGGCGGCCAAAUUUAUAGCUAUUACGUCUCUGGCGUAUGCAAUUGCCUACGUUGUAUCCGUGUUGAUCGAAAUGCCCAUGGUGGGAAUCAUCAAAGCAAUACUUCGUGGUGGUAAUCAACAACCCAGAGUUCCUAAUCAUACUACAGCGUUAGUGAAUGAAGCAACAGAAAAUCAUUCUAAAGCUUGAUUCUGUAUUUACUUUGUUUAGUUUUACAUUUGUGUUUGCUUGCUGUUUAUGUUAUCUCGCACUGAACACUAUUAUUAUGUUAAUAUUAUACUAUGUUUUCCAACAACAUUUUAGGUAUUAGAACCAUUAGUUACAAAUAUCAUUUUACGAAACUCAUAAACUUGAUGGCACGUUACGAGUGCCAACUUUGUUCAAUAGUCCAGUGCAAUAAGAAAAUUGUAUUUGAAGCGAUAUUUUGCAUACCUAUUAAAGCUUUUUAUUGCUGGUUGUAAUAUUGUAGGAUAAUUGUUCUUUUUUACUUUUAUUUCUUUGACGAGUAACGUAUUUUCACUUAUUACUGAUGCAAUUUUGAUGAUCUUUAUACUCUUAAUCACAAAGCUGUAAAAUGAUGCAAAGCAAAUACAAUGGCAAAAUAAAAUGGUUUUGAACUGA
Molecule: messenger RNA, 2740 nt
Organism: Styela clava
Lineage: Eukaryota; Metazoa; Chordata; Ascidiacea; Stolidobranchia; Styelidae
Product: nose resistant to fluoxetine protein 6-like
Molecular function (GO): acyltransferase activity, transferring groups other than amino-acyl groups
Source: RefSeq, a predicted model, not a curated record